CUAAAAUGAAUAGAGCCUCUGCUUACAGGGAUAUGGAGCUAUAUAUAUGAGCAAGGCCGCUCCUGUUGCAGAUAUGCAUAGCCAUGCUCUGAUCACAUCAUUUAAUUAAUCAGCUCUCGUCUACUUGGUCCCCGUCUCUUUGUGGGGUUUGCUGCUUUGGCGUUUGCACUUCUUCAAUAUUAAUUGUUCUUGAUGUAGCCUUAUGGUUUGUUUCUCUUCUUCUUCUUCUUCUUCUCCUUCUUCUUCUUCUUCAUCUUCCUAGCAAACCUAAUUGAGGGCCUGUCUGUUUAUACUUCUGAUUUCAUGUAGUAUAUCUUUGAUUUCACGUUAUUUCAUUCCAAAACUAGACAGUCAUGCUAUAAAAGCGUCUCAAAUAAGAAGAACAAAGGGCAAAGUUUUAUUUUUCUUUUUCUUUUAAUUUUCUCAAUUUCUUGUUUCUUUCCUCAUAAACUUUGCAAAUAUUUAAGAUGAAUGAUGUGAAGCUGAAGGUGAUUAAAAAGAAUGUGUUCCUCAACAUAUGGCUCCUUUGCCGAUCGAAGCCUUCAAGCAAGCGGUAUCUUCAUGUUGCCCCAAAGGGCUGCUUCUCAGUCUAUGUAGGCAAAGAGAAGCAACGGUUUGUGGUAAAAACCGAGCAUGCCAAUCAUCCACUCUUCAGGAUGCUGCUCGAGGACGCAGCAACCGAAUACGGGCACGGCUGCGAGGGCCCGCUCUUUCUGCCAUGUGAAGUGCAUCUCUUCUACAAGGUGUUAGCAGAGAUUGACAGCCAAGAGAUUAUGGUUCCCAGCUGUGGCUUUGUGUAUGGAAAGUUCCGUCCUUUCAGCCCAUCUCGCCGGCAGGGUGGCGGCGACAUGGCUGAGGGAAAUUAUGGUUCUUACGACGUUCUAGUUCCAUCGCCACUGUUGAAGAUGAAUCACUUCUAAAUGUGAAUAGGAUCGAAUGGGCAAGUUUGCACGUUGCCAUACAAAAAAACUGUGCGUGUACAAAGAGAAUAAGAUAUAUAUCCAGUUCAUAAUUAA
Diospyros lotus (date-plum) is the source of this 1016-nucleotide messenger RNA. Its product is annotated as auxin-responsive protein SAUR71-like. The coding region runs from base 468 to 920 and encodes 150 amino acids. The transcript is spliced from 2 exons. The record is from RefSeq and is a predicted model, not a curated record. Lineage: Eukaryota; Viridiplantae; Streptophyta; Magnoliopsida; Ericales; Ebenaceae. Gene Ontology annotation, biological process: response to auxin.